Molecule: messenger RNA, 1589 nt
Organism: Symbiodinium pilosum
Lineage: Eukaryota; Dinophyceae; Suessiales; Symbiodiniaceae
Source: the annotation of a GenBank genome assembly
AUGGUGGGUGAUGGUGCAGCCUGCGCAGAUCUGGCGCGCGUGAGUGCAGCAGCUCGAGCGGAUGCCUGUCAGUGCCCCGCUGUUGCACUAGCUGGGUCACUGUCGGCAAAAGACGCGGAGAAAGGAACGCACAAGAUUUUAAAGCUAUUUGGCCUUUCGCUGAAUGUGAAGAUAUCCAAAGCCGAGCUACUGGUGAGUGGUGAACCAUUGCGCAUUGCUUACCUCAAGCCCUCGGACUACCUGGCCAAGCUUUUGGGGUAUUGUGCUGAAGCGGUUUGGGGCAGAGAGCAACGACCGCAGCAACGCUGUCAAAGCUUCUGGAAAGCCUAUUAUGCUCACCACCCAGGGCACGAAGUCUAUGCUAAGUUUGGCUUGAGUGAUUUGGGCAAUGUAGUACCGAUUCUACUGCAUGGGGAUGAGGGUACAGGGUCCAAGAAGCAACCUGUGGCCAUAGUAAACUGGCAGACACCGUGGGGACCCCCGGGGAAGAAAGCUUCACGCGUUGCAAAAGAGUCAGAUUUUAACAAGUGCUCCCUAUGCGCCUCCAAGAAGUCGGCUGUUUCCUCGUGCUGCAAAGUUCCCGAAGCCUGGGCAGACCGAAAGCUUGAUGCUGGCAUGUCUUUGGUUCAGGAGGAUUUCGAUGAGCUUCUGACUCAGUUUCCUUCCACUACGGGGCAUUCGGCCUUCUCUCGGCACCUUGUCUUCGUUCUUCCAACCCAUUUGCUCAAGAAAGGCACCGAAGUUUUGGAUGGGAUGCUAGGCGCAUGCGCAGAGGACCUGCGCAGCCUUUUUUCCACUGGCGUUAUGGUUGGGUCCACGAAGUACUAUGGUGCCCUUGUGGGCUGUAAGGGCGACAGCAAAUGGCAUGCAACUGUUGCCAAACUCCUACGAUCAUACACACGCUUGGGGGAGGUGAACUGCAAACCCAUUUGCGCAGAAUGUUUGGGCGGAGACCCACUAUUCCCGUUUGAACAAACAGGUGAUGAUGCAAAGUGGGUUGAGACCCUUUACGAAUCAGUUCCUUGGGAUCCGGCUUUCCUGGGACCAUUGGAAUCGAUCCCCUUCGACAUCCAUGAACCUGCUCGCAAAUACAAGCGCGAUCUACUGCAUGUUUUCAAAAUUGGGUUGGGGCGUGACGUUGCGGGGGGUAUCAUGACCCUGCUGUCCAGGUUUUUCCGGUGGUUCGAUGCACCUGGGGACUCGAUCUCGCUGGACAACAGGCUGAAGCGGAUGCAUGCUCGUUUCUCUUUGUUCUGUCUGGCAGAUGGCCGGUGCCCCCAUUUGCGCUGCUUUACGAAAGAUUCCAUGCAUAUGCCACGUGUGGAUUCCUAUGCGUUCACGAAUACCAAGGGCAGUGACACGAUGCUUCUCAUGUUAUGGCUCAAGCUGGAGUGUAACCUGGCCUUGGCUUCGCACCGGGAUCAUCCGCGCAAAGACCUUCUGCAGGUAAGCAGUCAAGCAUGCGCUGCCAGCAUCGAGAUGUUUCGGGUGUGCUACUCGCAUGGUCUAUUCCUACCACGGCCUUGCAUGGUUACCCUUCGUGAUGAGAUGCUGCGAGUCACCCGAGGAUACAAUUACCUGGCCAAAGG